AACUUUUAAAUAAAUAUUUGGUUAAUUUUCUCUUUUUAGGCAAAUAAAAUAGGUUUUUAAGUAAUUAGUUUUUUUUCUCUUUUAGAAAAAUAUUCAAAAAGUAAAAAUAAAAAUUUAUUUUGCUAGGAUUUGUUUUUUUUCUUUUCGUUUUGCUGUUUAGCUAUUCAUUUCUUCUCUGUUUGCAGAAAAAUCCCUCGUCAAAGGGGCUAAAAAUUGGGUCAACAAGAAGCAAAGGGGCUGGUGCUGUUUGGGCCAAAUUAGAAAGCCCAGUGCUGAUUAAAAUGGAGUGCAGUGUGUGCAAGGAGUUGAGCUGAAGCCUUCUUAGCCUAUUAGUGAAACGGUGCGUAGAAGACCAAAGCUGAAGGGGGUCUCUUGUUUUACCAUUGAUUCGUGCAGAGGAUCAGAUUUGGGGAAUUUAUCCCAAUCUUCUCAACACUCAAGCGAGGGCUUGCAAAGAGGACUUCUUCCCUAAUUCCUUCAACCUAGGUUCAUGGUUCAGCAAGGAGGAGAACCAAAGUGGAGAAGCAAGCUCCAAGGCCCAAAAAGGAAGCCGGCCUAGAGCUAAAUCGAUCCGGGAAGCAAAUCGGAAGGAGUGCUGAGCUGGAUUGGUUGUUAGAAGCACGUGCGAAGCAGUUGACAGUUGAAGGCAGUGCGGUUCAGAGUUGUUGAAGAUCAAUCAAGAAGCUUUCCAGUUAGUUUUUUUAGCUCUUUCUUUUCCCCUUUCUUUUCUCUUUUCGUUUUCUUUGUUUUUCUGACCCUAUAAAAAGGGCUUUCACCAUGUAAAUAGAACACUUCUUCACACACACUUUUUCUUUCAGUUUACAGUUUUCCGUUCUAGAGUUUAGGGUUUUAUUCGCUUUUCUUAGAGUAGGAUACUGUUCUUGAUUCUGGAUUUCGCUGAUGAGAUUCAUGGAACUGUGACAAUCCGUGAGUUCCUCGUUCGGUGAUUUCUGGUAAAGUGUUUGUAAUUUUCCUUUUUCAUAUUAAUAAAGUUCAAAUUCGUAUUCUGGUUUGUGUUGAUUUUGUUCUGUGAUUGUUGAUUUCUGCCAUUGUUAUGUUCUGAGAAAAUGAAUUGGAUUCUGUAUCUCUGCAUUCUAUAAUUCCUUUUGGAAUUAAAUGACUCUGUAUUGAGCAAUUUUUACCGAGAAGUCUUCUCGAGUUAGAGUUGAAUCCAAUGCAUAAAGAUUCAUUCGGUUUUGUGUUUCUAUUCUGUUUCUUUCUAUUUUCCAGUAUGUGUGAUUUCAAUUUCAGUGUUGUAUUCCUGUUCUUGUGAAAGUGUGCAUUGAUUGAAUAAUUGAGUGAGAAUUUCCAUUUUAAGUUUUGAAAUAUGAACUCAAAAGACCCCAAGGAGGGCUUAACUUUCUCGGAAUGUCUUUCUGAAGAGGAAUUGAGACUCUUUCAUUCAGUUUAUUGCACAUUUUCCUCUGUUGUUUGCUUUCUAUCCAAUAUCUUUAGUUUGCUUCUUCAUUUUCAGUUUUUCUGUUGACUUUAUAUUAGAAUAGUCUUGGUUUUGAUUGUGAUUUUAUUUUCCUUCCAUUUAAGUUUUGUUAUAUGUUCCACUGUUCUUAGCAUUUUUAGUUAGGUUUAUUUUCUUGUUUUCUUGCAUCAUUUACCUAUUGCAGUGAUAAUGUUUAGAUUCUGUUAUUAGGUAGUAAUAAUGCUCAUUAGUUUAGGAUCAUUUUAGUUGCAUUUAAGUUCUCAUAGUAGUUUCAAUUUUGUUUCUGUUUAGGUAGUUUAGAGUUCUAUUCUCAUUUCAAAUUACAUUUUAUUUCUUAAUCUUUUUCCUUUAUACAGAUUUGAUUCGUUCAUUCUUUUCUCUUUAAUUUCAUUGUUCAUAUUUCAUUUCCCCACCUUGCAUUAGUAGUUCAUUAGGUGUUAAAUAAAUACAAGAUUCAAUUCUACACUUUAAACUUAAUUCUAGCCGAGUCUUUGGAUUGAUACCUAGGUUGUCCCUAUACUUCAUUAGUGGGGAAACUUAGUUUGUUCUGGUUUUAGGCGACAAAAAAUCAGUUUAACAAAUGGCGCCGUUGCCGGGGACUCGGCGAGUUAAGUCUUAGAGUGUUAGGUUAGUCUUGUUUAGGCUUGUUUUCUUGAUUUUAUUUCUGUUUUGUGUUCAUAUAUGUUCCUUUUUAGUUUAGGAUCUGUUUGUUUUGUUUUCAUUUUUGUAUAUUAGGAUCUGUUCUGCAGAGUAGAAAUUGUGAAUAUAGCUUGUAUAGAUUUUCUUUUCUUUCAAUUCUUUUGUUGAAUUCUGUGAUAGAGGCUUUAUUGGUCUAAUUGGUUUUUAUCUUGUGAGCAAUUGGUAAGCAUGGAUCACUCCUCGGCAUAUGGUAAUUUCUCAUUUCCUUAUAAUGCUCAACCACCAAGAUUUGACAUGUUUUAUGAGCCUAUUCCUGAGGUUUUUAUGCAGCCAGCCAAUCAAGCUUUCCAGCAGCAACCACCACAUUGUUUUCAACCAUAUCAUGAGCAACCACCCUUGCAAGUGCAGCAGCAGCUGCCACACGUAUACUGGGACCAAUAUGCUGAACCAGAGCAGGAGAAUUUCCUGUCGGAACAACCAUGGCAGCCAUCUUUUUUCCAUUAUGAUGCACCAGAGCAAGAGGAAUUCCAAUCAGUACAGCCAUGGCAAGAUCCAUUAUGUGAUCAGCAGCAGGGGAUUCCAGCAUCUGAACUUCAAGGGAUGACCAAUCAAGUGGCUGAAUUAGUAUCUGCUAUCAACAAGCUGACAGGGAGAGCUAAAGAGGAAGAGGGCACACCUGUUGCCAUUGAGUUUCAAGGUUUUGAGAGUCAAAUCACUUCAGGCAUUGUGAGCUGUACACCACAGUUUUAUCAAGAUGCAGAUCAGCCGUGGCAACCUCAAUUUGGUGAAUCAGAGCAGCAAGAUGUAUAUUCUCCAGACUGUAUGGCACACAUGUGGAAGGUGGCAACACAAUUGGCAAGGGAAUCAAAUGAAGCACAAGCAACGAUUGAUGAUUUGAAGCAACUUUCAACAGCACCACAACAGUUUGAUAUGCAGAAUGUUGAUUUAGACUCUAACUGUUCUGAUGAGUUUCAUUGUGUUCAUAAUUCUAGUUGCACUAUUUCUCCAGCACUUGAUUUAAAAUCUGACUUUCAUAGUGUUAAUAUUGAUAGUGUUGAUUUGAAAGAAAUUGUGUAUCCUGGUUGCGAUGUUACAUCAGAGUUUAAUGGUGUUGAAUCAAAUUAUGAUUUUAAUAGUGAACCUGCAGAGCAUGCUGAAUUCGUAACUGAUAGUUCACUUAUUAAUAUGGGUCUUGGUGUUUAUGCACAGGCUGACAUUGUGUUUGAUGAUCUUGCAACAGAAAUAAAAGAGGAUGUAGACCAUGAAAGCAAGAGUGCAGUUGUGGUUAAUGAAGUGGAGUGCAAGUUGGCUGAGAAUGACUCUGAUGAGGAAGUUAGUGAGCAAAUAAUGCAGCUGUGCAGAAUGUGAUAUUGUGGCCACUGAAUCCUCUCAUACUGGUACUGAUAUUGAGGAGGUUGCAUACACUGAAGGCACAAAGGUUACCCUGGUGGAGGUAGGAAAGAAUCUCAAUGAUGCUCAAAGAACUUGGACCACACAAAAUGAACAGCAAAGGCAUGAGGAGCGUUGGUUGAUGCAGCAAGGUGCUUGGAAAGUGCAAAACAAGAUGAAAGCCUUGAUUGGAAAGCUGUUAUUGCUGCAGCAGAGAGAUGGGAAGGAGCUAAUGCACACCUUGGCUGACCAUGGAGCGAAACCAAUACCAAUAAGCAUUUUCUUUACCCUUCUCUUCUUUUGUAGUUAUAGGUCUCUAUUAGUAGCUUGCAUAAUAAUAGGUAGUAUGGUAAAUAAUAAGAUACAAAAUAUGCUGUUUUUCAUAAAACUAAAAAGAAUUAAUUUUGAUCUUUGGCCAAUUUGAAAAUUUUUUUUUUCUUGUAGCUUUGUAGAUUUAGUUCAGUUUUCACAGUUUUGUUCUUAUACAUUUUGUGCUGCUUUCAUUUUGAUUCCUGUGUUGUGAAUAAUUGUGCAUCUGUGCUGUUUAGGAACCUUUCUUACUCACACAUUGAGGACAAUGUGCCUCUUAAGUGUGGGGGUGAGAAGGUAUAGAUUUAAAUACUUGCUUUUACUGUAAUAUACAUCUGUUAGUAUGUGUUUUGUAGUUAAAAUAGGAGUAAAAUUUUUUUUUAGUUUCUUUCUGAGUUGCUUUUAGUAUUGUUUCAGUUUGUAAAUACUUAAAUUUAGUUUGUCAAUACUUAGUUUUUUUUUAUGCUUUUGGAAUAUGUUUUAGGUUGUAGGAUUAGACUUUAUUUUUGCUUAUAGUUUCUGUAAUUAGAAUUCAUAUUAGGAUUUCCUUUCUCUUCUUAUAUUCUUGCCUUUUAUUUCACGUAUUAGAUAUUCUUUAAUUUCUGUUUUAGCAUUAGCAAUUGUCUUAGGUGUUUUUCAUUUUCAUCUUCUGUUUUAGUUUUUGCAAAUAAGCAUUUGUUUCAGUUUCAUUUUCCCUUAUAGGUUCUGUUCUGAGAUUUUAAUUUCUGAGUCCUGUUCUGGUUUUUAGUAAUUUUCUAGGAUCUCUUCCAUUCAUUGCUACUAUUAGGAUUUUCUUAGGUUUUUUUUUUUCUUUUAAAUUUGAGUCUGUUUUAGUUUAGCUAGGUUCAGAGUUAACUCUUUGCUUAUUUUUUUUCCUUUUACUGUCUUUCUUUUGUAGAAGCGUUUUAGAUGGGAGUUGGUUUAGGUUAUGUUUAGAGUCCUUUCUUUCUUCUUUUGUUGUUUUCUUUCCAGACUUGUAAUUAGGAUUUGUUAGCUUAAUAUCAUUCUGCUUUAGAUGUCUCUUUUGCUGUUUUACUUUGUAGAGCUUUAGUUUAGAUUCUUUUUGGUUGCAUUCUGUUCUGUCUUAAUUUGUCUAGGUUGUAAAUAGCUUUAGGUAAUGUUGUGCAGGUAUUUCUAGAUUCUAUUUCACAUUUUACUUAACUUCUUGCUGAUUUACUUAACUGUAUAGCUUUAUUUCUUUAAGAUAGAUUGCCAAUAGUGUCUUUAGCUCUAGAUUUGAGUAGAUGUAGCUCUAGUAGUAGUUUUUGCAGUUAGUUCAAUUCAAAUAAGCAGUUUUUGCAUGGUAGAGAGUAGCAAGUCCAUUUUUGACAAAUCUUUAACCCUGGAGAGUUUUGGGCCAAUUUUUUCUAGUGUGAUUGCAUGCAUGUAUAGCCAUAGUUUUGAUUUUGUAUUAAUUCUCUUUGAUGUGCUUGAUCUUGGUAGAACUUUAGAGAUGAUCUAGGCCUUCUUUCUUCUUCCCAUUCACAUUUCUUUCCAUUGUACCCUCAUUUGAGCCUUAGCCUUUUCUUUGCUUUCCAUCCAUUACAAACCCUUUCCCCAAUCAUACACAUAAAACCUUAGAGUCGUGUGAGAAGUAGGGAGAAUUUAGAACUCAGAAAGCAGAAAAGAGUAAGGCCAGAGGUGAAAUUGAAGAGCUCUAAAAAAAGAAAAAUCUGAUCUGAAAAGAGAAGAAGAAGUUUGGAAAAAGAGAAAAUUGAUUGAGAAAAAGACCUGGAAAAAGAAAAUAUCAGAAAGAGAAAGAAAAAAAAAAGGAUUCUGGCCAAGCUAAAAGAAAAUACCUGCAGUGAGUUUCAGAUUCUCCCUUCUUUCUUGCACAUUUCUCUUUUCCAUUCCAGUUUCUGCUUCUAUUUCCCAUCCAUCUGCCCUUUCCAUUCUCCAUUACAUUACAAGCCAUGAAAGUCCUAGUGAUUUAGAGUUAUCUUGAUUCACGUAGUGUCAAUUAGAGUUUUUCCAAAGUUAAGAAUUGUGGUUUAUCAUGACAUGUGGAGCGAAAGACAGGCUGACCUAAACACUUGAGUGCUUUGAGAGAAACACUUUAUCCUGUGAGGUUGAAAUUGGGCUGCUACUUCUCUGAAUUGUAAUUUUCUGCUUGGUUUGGUUGAAUUUAACUGUUAUUUACUUGCUAGAGUUACUGAAACAUACAUUUAGAGUUGAUGAUUCUGUUUGUGCAAUUUUGAUUAGAGAAAAUAGCUAGUUGUUGUGUGAAUUGGUAGAGUUGAGUUAAAUUUGAUAAGAGUCUAGUGUUCCUUGUUGUGUGUCUUUAUUUUCUUUUUAGAUUGAGUCUUUGCUUUUCCUUUAUCUUUUUAGUUUGUCCCUGCCCAGGAGGGCAGUUGUCUAAGUGUGGGGAUGUGAUAACUCUCAAGAUUUGCAUAUUUUUCUCGAUUAAAACUCUUUUCUUAAGGUUCUUUAGCUUUUAAUUCUUUAGAAAUAGAAAAGAUUAGUUUAAAUAACUAGAAAUAACUUUUAAAUAAAUAUUUGGUUAAUUUUCUCUUUUUAGGCAAAUAAAAUAGGUUUUUAAGUAAUUAGUUUUUUUUCUCUUUUAGAAAAAUAUUCAAAAAGUAAAAAUAAAAAUUUAUUUUGCUAGGAUUUGUUUUUUUUCUUUUCGUUUUGCUGUUUAGCUAUUCAUUUCUUCUCUGUUUGCAGAAAAAUCCCUCGUCAAAGGGGCUAAAAAUUGGGUCAACAAGAAGCAAAGGGGCUGGUGCUGUUUGGGCCAAAUUAGAAAGCCCAGUGCUGAUUAAAAUGGAGUGCAGUGUGUGCAAGGAGUUGAGCUGAAGCCUUCUUAGCCUAUUAGUGAAACGGUGCGUAGAAGACCAAAGCUGAAGGGGGUCUCUUGUUUUACCAUUGAUUCGUGCAGAGGAUCAGAUUUGGGGAAUUUAUCCCAAUCUUCUCAACACUCAAGCGAGGGCUUGCAAAGAGGACUUCUUCCCCAAUUCCUUCAACCUAGGUUCAUGGUUCAGCAAGGAGGAGAACCAAAGUGGAGAAGCAAGCUCCAAGGCCCAAAAAGGAAGCCGGCCUAGAGCUAAAUCGAUCCGGGGAAGCAAAUCGGAAGGAGUGCUGAGCUGGAUUGGUUGUUAGAAGCACGUGCGAAGCAGUUGACAGUUGAAGGCAGUGCGGUUCAGAGUUGUUGAAGAUCAAUCAAGAAGCUUUCCAGUUAGUUUUUUUAGCUCUUUCUUUUCCCCCUUUCUUUUCUCUUUUCGUUUUCUUUGUUUUUCUGACCCUAUAAAAAGGGCUUUCACCAUGUAAAUAGAACACUUCUUCACACACACUUUUUCUUUCAGUUUACAGUUUUCCGUUCUAGAGUUUAGGGUUUUAUUCGCUUUUCUUAGAGUAGGAUACUGUUCUUGAUUCUGGAUUUCGCUGAUGAGAUUCAUGGAACUGUGACAAUCCGUGAGUUCCUCGUUCGGUGAUUUCUGGUAAAGUGUUUGUAAUUUUCCUUUUUCAUAUUAAUAAAGUUCAAAUUCGUAUU
Vigna angularis (adzuki bean) is the source of this 7262-nucleotide messenger RNA. RefSeq lists its product as uncharacterized. The transcript is spliced from 3 exons. The record is from RefSeq and is a predicted model, not a curated record. Lineage: Eukaryota; Viridiplantae; Streptophyta; Magnoliopsida; Fabales; Fabaceae. The coding region runs from base 2306 to 3445 and encodes 379 amino acids.